UAUUAAUAAUGGGAAAUAAUUGUUGUGUAUCCAAAAACGAAGGAACUCAAUUAGAAACAAGCAAGAUGGAGCCAUCUCCAAAGAGAGAAAGACUAAAUAUGAAGGCAGGAGCUACCCAAGGUGCUAUUAAUGAAGCCUCUAAUAACAGCAGUGACUGAGAGAAGUCCGAAUCUAGAAGAAAUAAAUCCAAGAAAGCUUCCAAGAAUCUUUCUGAUUGUAGAGAAGAAGUCAAGGAGACUCUCCUAGAAAUUGAAGAAGUUGGAAGCCCUGAGAAGGCACUAGAUACUCUGAAGGACGAAAUCACUCCUACAGGAGAGGACUUGGUUCAGACUACUGAAGAUGAUGUCACUCCCCAAGAGUUUAAGACUAUCGAAGCACCAGAACAGGAAGAGGCUGAUAAAUAAUUUUUAUACAUAUUCACUCCCAAUAGUAUUAAUCCUCC
This is a messenger RNA of Moneuplotes crassus, 442 nucleotides long. The record is from the annotation of a GenBank genome assembly. Lineage: Eukaryota; Ciliophora; Spirotrichea; Euplotida; Euplotidae.